Symbiodinium natans is the source of this 3051-nucleotide messenger RNA. Lineage: Eukaryota; Dinophyceae; Suessiales; Symbiodiniaceae. The record is from the annotation of a GenBank genome assembly.
AUGGAUCUCAGCACCGCAGCAACUGAUGCCGGGGAGAACCGACUGCGGAAAAUAUCGAGUCAGAAGGAACUCGAGCUGAAAAGUAGCAAGCAAUCGGAACUUGCAUUGCUUCCAGAGCUUGCCUGGGCAUUCGAAAGCAUGGUACUGAUGAAUAUUGCCUGGCAGACAGGCCGGCGAGUUCACGAAGACAUUGGCGCAAACCACAAGAGCUCUUUUCUGAGCACGGUGGCAGGCACGCAGGUCUUCGUUUCGACCAGCUUUGUAUUAGUCAACGCAGCUGAGCUCACAUCAGGGCGCAUCUGGAGUCCCACUGCCUCAUUUCGACGUCCUUCCAGUGGGUGCGUUGGUGCCACAGGGCACGUUCCCUUUAAUCGUACGGACCCUUUCCAAUACUUGACGCCGGUGCUGCGGUUGCCUCUAGCAGCAAGAUCGUGGGACAACACUUACUUUCACCUUGAGAUCACGAAAGACGACAUGUCUCAGAUCCAGCACAUCACUGCAAGUGAUAUGGAUGCAAAAAAGGCAGCGAAGAAUGACUGCUAUGUGAAGCAGCAUGAGGCUGAAAAGGCUGCCUCCACCAAUGUCAGGUCAGAUGCGCAUUCUGUGCGCAGCGCCGAGAUGCUGACCAUUCACCGCUGUUGCUUUGACAGCUGUGGCACCUCCACCCACCAUUCCGAUCUGUUUGCAAGCUUACGGCUUCGGAUCUUCGUGGCCAAACUGCAGAAUGGCCAGAAAUGCAACACUGUAGGCCGUGCAAGUACGCAGAAAGAGCCCUUUGCAGAGGAGGAUGAAGUCAGGCGGCGGAGGGAGGUGGAAGCAGAACUCAAGCAAGAGUUCAGCUUGUGCGAGGCCAGAGGAGGCGACAGCAGUUUUACGCGAGUUGAGAUCGAGGCAUUCCACCGCACCUGCGAGGUUGCAAGGAGGCACAUUCUAAAGGCAUUUCCGGCAGAAGCUCUAGUUGACUUCCAGGGACGGAAGUCAUUCACAUCAGCGGGACCUAGCGAGUCUUUUGACCUUGUUGCCCUUUUUGGCCUUGUUGGCCUCAUGCCGGACAUGUUGCCAAAUACAAUGAACUUUCCGGCACUACGGGGUGGCGCUGCACAGCGUCGCUGGCAGAUGUCGUUAGUUACCAUGACCUGCAGCAGUUGGAACGUGAAUCGUGUGUUUGGGGUGGAAGCUGUCCCGAUGCUGGGUGUGCGAUGUGAAGCAAAGGCGACGUGUCAAGCGCUUCGCUUUGAUAUCCGCAAGUGGGGGCUCUGCCUCACUGGACAGCAGGGAGGCAACGAUUCUGGUAAAGCUUUGAGCAGCAAGUUCGGAUGCAAGACACUGCAGGCAACAGAAAGGAAUCCACAGCGUGAGCGGCGUUCGCAAGAUUUCGCAAGCGGGUGUCGACCAGAGAUUGCUUUUGCAAGCAGAUGGGCUCUCGACGUCGAGUCGUUGGACAUGGUAAGGUUCCUAAGCUUCAGCGCUUGCUCCCACCUACAUGGGACGUUGCGUUCGCUUGGCGUCGUGAAGAACCUGUUCGCCAUGCCGUCGCGAUGCUUCUGUGCAUCCCAGCAUCAAGCAGUUCGCAUCGAUCAGCCCGACAUCCUCACCAUCGUGGCCGAACGGCAAUGGUUGGUCUUGAAGCUCUCGCGGGAGUGCGGCACAUGCACCGCGUGCGACGCCAAUCGGAUGUCCUCCGCCAGUGCCGAAGCCGCGUGUUGGAAAGUCGAAGUUGCACGGCCGGCAUGCUUGGGUAAGGAGAAACUGGUAGGAUGGGGUAUGCCAGACACUUCAGAGAACGAUGCUGCAGAUCAGGCACAUUCACAAAUCCCAUGGUGGAAGUUGGAACAAGAGACAUUGGCCAGGCGAAGCUCCGAGAGAGGCUCCGAAAGGAAAGCUCCAGCCGAACACCGGGACCAAAAAGACCCCUUGCUUGGGGGAGCUGGAGAGGCAUUCGACCGCACUUUGCAAAAGCGCCCUCAGAGUUGGAGAAUGGGCAGACCCGAGAAGCUCGAAAGUCCUGCACGCCCCGAACCACACCUUCUCAUUGCGGAGGACCUCAAGCACGACGAUAUAGGCCGUGGAUUCGGUGAACCCUGGCGUAUCAAGGCAAAAGAGCUCCAGGCAAUUGCUGCUGCGCAUCGUUCCAACGCGAAACGCAGAGAGGCUGAAAGCUUGGGACGUCAGCCAGAAGGAUAUCCUGCUGAGGAAGGGGAGGUUCCAAAACAUCCUUCAGGGGAUCAUUUCCGUGAGCUCCAUCGUCGCGAGGAACUGCGUUUCGAGGAAAUGAAGCAGGAAGAGCUCCGAAGGUUGGAGCGCGAGCGCGAAGAGAACAGAAAACGCAGACAGGAGCAGGAGGAAUGGGAGCAAGCCAUGCGUCGCAAAUUUGCCGAAGAGGCCGAGCAACUGAAAGCAGCUCGGCGAGUGCAGAAGGAGGUCGAGGAGCAGGAGGAAAAGAAAUUCAAGGAGGGUGCUCAGAGGCGCCAGGCGAUGAAGCAAGAGGAGGCGCGUGAACGCGAGGAGGCCAAAAAAAGAAGACAGGAGCAAGAUGAAUGGGAGCAAGCCAUGCGGCGCAAGAUCGCAGUGGAGGCUGAGCAGUUGAACGCUGCUCAAAGAUCGAAGCAACGCACGCAGGACCAGCAUAAUCAGGAUGUCCGGAGAAGCCAGGGUGAAAAAGAAAAGAAGCAAAGUGAGGCUUCACAACAUCAGCGCUUCGGUUCGGAAGCGAAGGCAAGGGUCGGCACGCCACGAUCUGCAGAUCCAUCACCUCCACGCCAUCCCCGCCCAUCGCAAUCACCACAAGGUCACCGCAGUGGCAGGUUAAAAUCUGUGAGCACAAGCACGAGAAAUUUGCAGGCGUCGGGCCUGGCGGAGCUGCAGGCGGCAAAGUCGGCAGCCAUGCGGCAGCUGAUCAUUUUGAGACAGCACCCCUCCAAAGAAGCUCGGCAGAAGGGCUUCAAGGAUCUACUACGAAUGUGGCACCCAGACAAGAACCCCGGAAGUCCAGAGGUCGCCACCGCAGUCUUUCAGAUGAUCCAGGCAGAGCGAGGUCGCGUCUUCAAGUAG